This is a messenger RNA of Girardinichthys multiradiatus, 846 nucleotides long. RefSeq names its product sperm acrosome membrane-associated protein 4-like. The coding region runs from base 119 to 523 and encodes 134 amino acids. The record is from RefSeq and is a predicted model, not a curated record. The transcript is spliced from 3 exons. NCBI's taxonomy places the organism in Eukaryota, Metazoa, Chordata, Actinopteri, Cyprinodontiformes, Goodeidae.
CAUCAAUUCUGAUCUCCUGGAGCAUCUGAUCACCUUGGACACAAGGACCUUCCGGCCAUAAGGGACAGGACCUUUUUCUUUAACUUUGAGCCAAAACAGAAAAACCAAAUCAGCCGAGAUGGGAAAGCUCUUUCUGGGUUUUGUUGUUGCUGUUGCAUCCCUUGCUUUGGUGGAGUCGUUGAUCUGCAACAAGUGCUCUGUAAGUGUGUUUGGGUUCUGCAUUAACAGCAGUAACGAGACCUGCGCUGGCAAUGACUCUGUCUGUUACACUGGAAAAGCAGUUUUUCCUUCUGUCUCAUCUUUCAAUGGCUUCAGCAACCAGGGCUGCAGGCAAAACGACACAUCAUGCAAUGGAAGCACCAAUUCAUCUCUGCUGGGCAUCAGCUACACCACCACCAUCAGCUGCUGCUCUUCAGACCGGUGCAACCCUGUCACGCUCAGUGGUGCCCCAUCUACCAAAAUGACCUUCACCGCUGCCGUUGCAGGAGCCAUCCUGGCCUCUGUCCUCGGAAGCAUGUUGUAGUCAAAUCACAAAUGCUGUCAGUUAUGUUUAGCUUUGCCCCUCAUAAUCAAAACACUAUCAAAUAUAAAUCUUUGAGCAAUAAAAUUACUCAUUUAUAUGUUCAGCCUACAUUCUUGUGUUAUGAAGUUCAUAACAGAGCCCCAGAUCAUGGAAGUUGAUCAAUGGGAUGUUUAAAAGAAACAUUGAGCUCGUAAAUCUUUCAUGAUCUUGGUUUGGUUAAAGUCUUUUUGAAUUUAGAAUUUUUGAAAAUGUAUUUCCUUCUAAAUUGUUUGUGUCUUACUGUGCCUCAGAAUGAUGAAAUAAACUCUAUUGAUAAAUCUCAA